Molecule: messenger RNA, 2519 nt
Organism: Capsella rubella
Lineage: Eukaryota; Viridiplantae; Streptophyta; Magnoliopsida; Brassicales; Brassicaceae
Product: centromere protein C
Exons: 11
Coding region: 96-2234 (712 amino acids)
Biological process (GO): spindle attachment to meiosis I kinetochore; attachment of mitotic spindle microtubules to kinetochore; kinetochore assembly
Cellular component (GO): kinetochore
Molecular function (GO): centromeric DNA binding
Source: RefSeq, a predicted model, not a curated record
UUUCUCUAACAUUUCAAUUUUCAAAACUCAUCUCUUCUCUCUCUCUCUCUCUCUCGAGAAUCUCAUCAUCGGCGGAGAAAUGCUCGGUGAUUCAGAUGGCUGAUGUGCGCCACAAUUCAAGUUUAGAGUCGGAUGAUCCCCUUCAUGCUUACUCAGGUCUAUCGUUGUUUCCUCGCACAUUAAAAUCCUUGUCGAAUCCUCUUCCUCCUCCUAGACUUCAUCAAUCCGAAGAUCUACAGCAGACCCAUACUCUCCUUGAGUCUAUGCCUUUUGAAAUUCAAAAAGAGCAUCAGGAGCAGGCAAAAGCUAUCUUAGAAGAUAUGAAUGUAGAUGUCAAGCUGAACCCUGAUCCAAAUAAACGAGAACGAAGACCGGGAUUAGACCGUAAGCGAAAAAGCUUUUCUGUUAACCUUACGACAAGUCGACCACCUCCAGUUGCACCAAGCUUUGAUGGUGGUAAAUUUCCAAGACCUGAAGAUUACUUUGCUGAAUAUGAUAAAUUUGAACUUGCCAAUCGAGAAUGGCAGAAGCUGACUGGCUCCAGUGUAAUAGAUACGCAACAGAACCCGCCAUCAAGGCGCCCUCACAGAUCAGGAAUUCCAGGGAGGAAACGGGCUCCAUUCAAGCAUAGUUAUACGGAUAAUUAUUUCACUGAUGCUAUCAACCAGGAAACUUCAGAAAAGGAACACCCCAUUCCUUCUGAACAAAGCCUAGAAAAGACUACAGCUGCACCAGUUAUGAAUACGGACAGGGAAGUCGAAGAUUCAACCGUAGCAACGGACAAGGACUUAGACAACAUUUUGAAUGAGUUGCUUGCUUGCAGUCGGGAUGAGCUUGAGGGGGAUGGUGCCAUCAAUCUUUUGCAGGAUCGCUUGCAUAUCAAGCCCUUUAAUGAAAAAGAUAUUUCUGAACUUCAAGAUGUUAGAGAAAUGGACUUGAAGGCAUCCCGAAAGAGUGUGUUGUCUAAUAUACAGAAUACGCUGAAAUGGAUCCACACGGAUGGGGUUCGAAGAAAUAGCCACUCGCCAUCCCCCCUGAUGAAAAAACAUUUUUCGUCACCAAACCCACCAAAGGAACAGUUAUCAUUUCCUGACAUCCAUAAUUUGCUUUCAGGGAAGCACCAGUCUACUGAGGUUGAUAUACAACCUUCAGCAAAAGGUUUGAAUAUCGGUUCCAGCUCUUCGUUGACCAAGGAUGCUGAUAAAGAUAUAACUACUACAUCCCCGUCUAAUGUGGGUACUAUAGACGUUGGUAAACCUUUCAACAGCUCAGUGAAGAAGAGUUCCGGUGAAGAUGAUUCUGGUAUUGGCAUCCAUAGAUUUCAUUCAAGUGGAGAUGGGAACGCAGAUAAUUGUGUGGAUGAUAGCAUCACUUACAAAAAUUCAGCUACGCUAGUGGUGAAUGUAGAAAUGCAAACAAAAGGAAAAGAUGUGCCCGUGAGUGAAGGUGGAGCAAACAGUAACUCUGGCACAAGGGAAAAUGAUGCUGAUGUCAAUGAAGACACUGAUCGGUUAGAAAGGCUGGCGGAGUAUGCAUCUAGGGAGGUUACAGGACCUUUUAUUGUAGAAGAGGAUAGUAUCCCGUAUCAGCAAGGUGCAUCCUCAAAGUCUCCAAACAGAGCUCCAGAACAGUUCAAUACAGUGGAUGGAUCCUUUGAACAUGCAGAUGACAUUCAGAGCCAACAUGAGGAGGAAAAGGACAACAGGGACACUGCUUGUGGAGUUCAAGUAGAAAAUCCUCAGCAGGAGGUUCACAACUCCUCAGACAAACAAAGAAGCAAAAGAAGAAAGAGGGGAUCUUCUGAUAGCAAUAUGAAAAAGCGAAACAAGACUGUGCAUGGUGAGACUGGAGGCGACAAGCAAAUGAAAACAUUACCACAUGAAAGUGGAGCGAAGAAGCAAACCAAAAGAAAAUCCAACGAGAGAGAAGAGAAGAAGCAAAAGCAAACUGUUACGCGUGAAGCGAAAAUAUUCUCGCGCAGGAAAAGCCUUGCAGGUGCUGGUACUAAAAUGGAAGGUGGAAUCAGAAGAAGUACAAGAAUUAAGUCGAGACCACUCGAAUACUGGAGAGGUGAAAGAUUCUUGUACGGGCGCAUCCAUGAGAGUUUGACUACUGUUAUCGGCAUAAAGUAUGGAUCCCCGGAAGAUGGUAAAAACGACAAGCGCGCAUCUAAGGUGAAAUCAUUUGUAUCUGAUGAUUACAAAGAUCUGGUUGAUUUUGCUGCCCGGCAUUAGAGAGUAUGAUAAACCAUCCUCUUGUGAUCAUAACUCUCUAUAGAUAGAUGGUGUGUAUUGUGUCUUACGACCUUCACUAAACCUGUCACUGUCUUCCUUUAGAACCGCAACAGCAUAAGACUUUUUGGCAAAUGUAACGGGAGUAUUUCAACGCUCGAUUAGUCUCUUCCAUGAUACUUGUCAACUUGAAUUUGUCAAAUCACAUUAGUCUUUUGCCUCUUUGAUAUAUCUUUAGGGUACUUUUCGUAAAUCACCUUUCUCUCUUAAAUGCUGCCUUGACUAUUA